Messenger RNA from Lagopus muta (rock ptarmigan), 2705 nucleotides. It is a transcript of the gene MLF1, whose product is annotated as myeloid leukemia factor 1. Gene Ontology annotation, biological process: regulation of DNA-templated transcription. Gene Ontology annotation, cellular component: nucleus; cytoplasm. The transcript is spliced from 8 exons. The record is from RefSeq and is a predicted model, not a curated record. The coding region runs from base 81 to 1046 and encodes 321 amino acids. Lineage: Eukaryota; Metazoa; Chordata; Aves; Galliformes; Phasianidae.
GACGCGUCACGUGGACGAGAGGGCGCCGCCGUGAGGGAUCGGCGGGGUGGUGGGCGCUCACAGGGCGCGGGGCCGCAGCCAUGUUCGGGGCUCUGGGGCGCUGCUUCGAGGAGGAUCCGUUCUUCCGCGACCCUUUUGCCGCACACCAUGAAUACAUGCGGCAGAUGAUGAGGAGCUUUUCUGAUCCUUUUGGCCGAGAUCCAUUUCUCAGUAUAACAGAUGGCAGGGAGAGAACGGCGGAUCGAAGAGCACGCCAGGAUUCUCAGGUUGCUCUGAGAGGAAAUCGCAGAGCAACAAGCUAUUCCCUCCUGCCCUUUUCAGGCUUUGGGAGAGUGCAAGAUGCAGAUUUUGGGGAUCCUUUUUUUGCUAUGGACAGAAUGAUGUCAAAUAUGAGAAACAGCAUGCUGGAGAUGCAAAGAAAAUUUGAUGACCUGUCUGUCCACCCAGAUGCACACACCUUCAGCUCCUCCUCUGUGAUGACAUACUCCAAAGUGGGCGAUGAACCUCCCAGAGUUUUCCAAGCUGCAGCUCAGACGCGCACGGCUCCGGGAGGUGUAAGUAGGCUUGAGAUGCAGCAGGAAGGUGGUAUGUCAUUAUUGCAGAGCAAGGUCUUCUAUGGUUUCUCUGCUUAUUUCUGCAGCAGACAGGUUAAGGAAACAAGAAAAGCACUGAAGGAUUCUGAAAGUGGAGUGGAAAAAAUGGCUAUUGGUCAUCACAUCCGUGAUCGUGCCCACGUUGUGAAAAAAUCAAAGAACAGGAAGACUGGUGAUGAAGAAAUGAACCAAGAGUUCAUCAACUUGGAUGAAAAUGAGGCUCAGUCUUUUGAUGAGGAGUGGCAGAAAGAGAUUUCCAAGUUCAAGCCAUCGAGAAGCAGGUGCAAUUUAGAUGCUCCAAGGUACAGCAGCAUUCAACACACACAUAAGGAAGAUGGACUAGGAAGAGAGAAACCACUCGCAUCUGUGGGCUUCAGGGGGCCGAGAGUUUCCAUGGAGAACAACCUCAGUGUGAAAGGAACACACGUUCCCAUCAAAAGCAGCAAGAAGUAGUCCAUUGGGAUGCAGUUUGUUCAGAAAAAAUGGUGCUGCACUGCUCAUAUUAAUAUAAGUAUACACGUACAUAUGACCAAUCUGUCUUUUGUUUUAGUGUUAGUGUGCCUUGCUACUCUAAUCUUUUGACUACUGAAUGUUGUAUAAACCUUUGGGUCUUAGGUUAAGUCAUAUUAAAAGGAAAGACAAGAAGCAAGCAAAAAAAAAACCAACAAAAAGCCCUGUCCACUUAAAAGCACUUUAAUGGUUUAUCACCAAUUCUGAUGUAAAACAUCUGCUUUGGUAGCAAAGUCGUUUUUUCCACCACAGUUGCACCAUUCUCAGACUCUUUGUUAACCCCAGUGGAACCACCUUUUCCCCUCCACACUGUAUAACUCGCACAGAAAGUAAAUUCUCCUAUUUUGUCCCAACUAAUAAUUAAUAAUUGUUUUGGUGACGAAGCAAUCGGUAGGAAUUACAGUACACUGUAGGCACUGCAUAUACAGAUUUAAAAUCACACGGUAAAUUGGUACAGAAUUCCCAAAUUCAUCUUGAUUUUAAAACAAAGAAGAGUGAGAAGAAUACUAGAAUAGCAAAUGCUUCUUUAUGUGUUAGUUAAUCAACAUUCUUAUGUUCAUAAAUGGUGCUCGCAUCCCUCGUUCUCUGCCCCUAGGCUGUUAUUCUCAUAUUUCUGAUCCCUUGUUUCUUUUGGAGAUGGCGCAUUAUUUUUCAUUCCUGAAGGCCAUCUGUAGUAUUUCUCAAUUAUUCUGUGAUAAUACUCAGAUGAAACUAUUACUUCAUUGGAGAAAUGGUUCAGCAGACAGCAGUUCAACUGGAUAAUGGCUGCACCAUUUCUUCUGUUCCAGAAAGCUAAAAUAUCCCUCUGUACAGGAAGCCAUUUUCUGCCUCAGCUGAGGUGAGCUCUGUGAUGUUUUCUGCCCCGAUUAGUAGAGCUAGAAGGAUCCUGAAAGCUAACACUUGGUUUCCCUCGGUACUUCUGUCAUUAUUGUUUGGUGGAAGAGUCUGGUGUUCAUGAGGAAAGCAAACUGCGACUGAGAACUGGAAAUGUCUUUGUAUUACAAGUGUUGAGUUUGUGUGCUGUCUUAUUCAGAAUUGAUCUCAUGUUGUAGAGGAAAUAAUUUCUGUAGGCUGUAGCAUAUAUGCCGUAGUAUAAAUGCUAUGAACUGAAGGCUAAGACAGCAUAGCCUUCAAAAAAGACACUGAUUUGUAUGAUAAAAGAAAAAUAGUUUAAUAUUCAUACAGCUAAAAAGGAAAUAAGUCUCUCUGAGGAAUCUAUAAAAAGGUGUACUUUACUAACAUGCAAAAAAAACCAACAAACCUGAAGGGCAGUUGUCACUGCCAUGGCAGGAAUUUCCCAGUGAUAAACAACAGAAAACAUUACCAUGCUGUCACUUAAGCAGAAAUCUUUGAUUUGAGGGGUGCUUCUAAUUCACAGAGCAUUCAUCUGUCCAUCAUCUGACCACUUACGUUCUUGCCUGUGCUCCUGGGAUGGGUGAACAUACAGAGAGAACAGCACUGGUUGUGAAAUUACAUUGGGAAGAGGCAAACGUGAUGGAUCACUUUGUCAUGCACAGCAAUGUGAAAAUGUUAUGCAAGAAAUUGUUCUAGGUAGGAACACCUGAAACUUUAAUUCUUUAAUAAAGAGCUAUUUAUUGUUUA